UGGCGCGAUAACGUAACUGACCAGAAAUACAAUGGGAGUCCAUGGUCUCUGGGAACUACUCUCCCCCGUCGGUCGCCGCGUCUCCGUGGAAACCCUCGCCGGGAAAACCCUCGCCGUUGAUGCGAGCAUAUGGAUGGUGCAGUUUAUGAAAGCGAUGCGCGACGAGAAGGGGGAAAUGGUUCGCAACGCCCAUUUGCUGGGAUUUUUCCGACGCAUUUGCAAGCUUCUAUUCCUCCGCACUAAGCCGGUCUUCGUCUUCGACGGCGGGACCCCCGCCCUCAAGCGCCGCACCGUCAUUGCCCGCCGCCGGCAGCGCGAAAACGCUCAAGCUAAAGUCCGCAAAACUGCGGAGAAAUUGCUGCUCAAUCAUUUAAAGACAAUAAGAUUGAAGGAACUGGCUGAUGAUAUUAAGAGCCAGAGGAUGCAGAAGAAUAGUAAUACUAAGGGUCAGAAUGGAUCUAAUCAAAAGGACUUUGUUGGUAGUGAUUCAAGAGGAAGUCACGUGAAAGAGCUAGAUGAAAUGUCUGCAGCUAAAUUUGCAACUAAGGAGGACAUAAAUUCUUCACAGGCAACAUUAUCCUCAAGUUACAACCAGGAGGAACUUGAUGAAAUGUUGGCAGCAUCUAUAGCUGCAGAGGAAAAUGGAAAACAUGCUAGAAAAGGAGUGCCGUCUAUUAUAAUUAAUCCUUCAGAGGAAGAACACCGCACAGAAGAACAGAUUCUACUGCCAUCAGUAAAUGCAGAAGUUGAUGUAGCUGUAUUAGCUGCUUUGCCACAGUCUAUGCAACUCGAUAUUCUUGCACAGCUAAAAGGAAAGAAAAAAGAAGGGUUACUAAAGGAAGUUUACAAUCACGAACAACAUGAUGUCGAUUAUCAGGGCAAGGGCAAAGGGAUUCUUCUCCGUGAAGCUGGCAUGGUUGGUUGUAGCUCCAGACAUGACACUGUUGCACCAAGGACUGACAAUCAAGACUCAAUUGACGAAAUGUUGGCUGCAUCUAUUGCUCUGGAGGAAAAUGAAAAGUUAGUAAAUAAUGCAUCAACUUCUGUUGGGGCUUCCACUAUUGAGGAAGAUGAAGUUGACUAUGACGAAGAUGAAGAGAUGAUACUGCCAGCUAUGCAUGGUGAAGUUGAUCCACUUGUUCUAGCCUCAUUACCUCCAUCAAUGCAGCUGGACCUUCUUGUUCAGAUGAGAGAGCGUUUAAUUGCAGAGAACAGACAAAAGUAUCAGAAAGUCAAGAAGGAUCCUGCAAAAUUCUCUGAGCUACAAAUACAAGCUUACCUUAAAACUGUUGCUUUCAGACGGGAGAUAAAUGAAGUGCAGAAAGCUGCAGCUGGAGGAGGAGUAGAGGGUGUACAGACUUCACGGAUUGCAUCUGAAGCCAACAGAGAAUAUAUAUUUUCAUCAUCUUUUACUGGUGAUAAACAUGAACUUACCUCCACCGGCUUAGAGAAAAAUAAAAGUACAAAACAGAAGGCAAAAGGAACACAUUAUUCUCAGAAUCUUGCAAAUAGCAUUUUGGCUGGAAAUGAUUUUAAUAAAUCAAGUGAAUUGGUUUGCAAUGAACCUGGUGAGCCUGCUGAUGAAAAUAUUCAGACAUAUAUUGAUGACAGAGGUCAAUUUCGUGUAAGUAGAUUGAGAGCAAUGGGGAUGCGUAUGACCCGUGAUAUACAAAGAAAUUUGGAUUUGAUGAAGGAGUUCGAGCAGGAAAGUGCACAGGUGAACAAGGCUUCAAAUAUUGGAACAAUUAAAAAUGGAGAAAAUAAGGGUUCAUCAGAAAGUUCUGGGAUCCAGCCUGUUGGUAAAUCACAAGAGGUGAAUGUUGACUUAGUUGGAGAGAAUGUGCAAAAUGAACAAAUUAUGCUAGACCAGAAUGCUUCUAUCGAUAUAUCUUUUGAAUACGGUUGCAAAAAUGAGUUUGCAAAUGGUGAGGAUGAUAUAUUUUCUAGUUUAGUAGGAGGAAAUCCACUGGCGAUAUUUGGCACUGAUGAUUCUGCAGCAACAGUUCAACCUUCUCAUUCUGAUUGGGAAGAAGGAAUAGUUGAAGGUAAGAGGACUGUUUUUCCCAAACAUGAUAAGGUGGAAUUGAAGUCUUCUGUUGCAGAUGACGAUAAUAAUAAUGAAAGUGAAGUGGAAUGGGAGGAAGGAGAUUGUGAUCGUGCUAACAGCAGCUUACUGUCAGGAAAAUAUGCAUCCCGAGGGCAAUUGGAGGAGGAGUCCAAUUUGCAAGAGGCAAUAAGGAGAAGUCUUGAAAGUGCAGGGAAUGGAAAACACAAAUGUAUGUCAUUGCUUGAUGCGCAUUCAAAUACUUAUGAGAACAAAUUGGAUCACGAUUUUGAACAUGGUGAUCAUUCUGACCCAAUGGCUUUAAAUGAGAAAAGUGGGUUCCUGAAUAAUAAAAAUAAAAUGGAGGGAAUCACUUUGUGUAGGGAAGAUGGUACUGAAAAAAAGGAAUUACUUGAAACUGAAGAUAGAGAUAAAACGCAUGAUUUUGUUUCCGUUAAUAAUGCACAAACUUUCCAUUUUGAUGGAAGUCCUUCAAAGCCAGCUUUGACUUUUAUUUCAGAUAAAAAUGAGACAUUGAUUGACACAACUUGCAGAUGGGACAGUCAACCUUGUUCUGAAGAUUCAAUUUCAGAUACAAAUAUAAUGAUGAAGGACCAGGUCCCUGUGGUUGAAAAGAAGUUAUCUGAUGAACAUGAUAAUGAUAAAGUGUCUUCCUAUCAUAAGAGUACACCCAAGGCUGUUCCAGUUGGCCCAACUGAAGAGGAGAAAAAGAACUAUAUUAAGGAACCUGAACCAUUUAGUAAUUGUACUGACACUACCAAACCCACCAUUCAUUUGGGGGAGUCAUCCUUGAAAGGAGUAACAGAAGAGCUUAUUGAGCCAAACUUGGCUUCAGAGGGUAAUAAUGGAAACUUUUUUGACAAAAGGAACAGUAGCCAUGGCAGUGAUACGGUUAACAGCCCAGGGGAUUUUCCUGCUCUAGCAACUCAGGUUAGCCUGGAGGAAGAAAUUCAAAUUCUUGGUCAAGAAUAUAUUAACCUCGAGAAUGAGCAGAGGAAGCUAGAGCGGAAUGCAGAGUCGGUAAACAGUGAAUUAUUCACUGAAUGUCAGGAACUACUGCAAAUGUUUGGCUUGCCAUAUAUUAUUGCUCCAAUGGAAGCAGAAGCUCAAUGUGCUUAUUUGGAACUUGAGAAUCUAGUUGAUGGUGUUGUAACUGAUGACUCUGAUGUCCUUCUAUUUGGGGCACGCAGUGUUUACAAAAAUAUAUUUGAUGACCGAAAAUAUGUAGAGACAUACUUCAUGGAGGACAUUGAAAAGGAGCUUGGACUGACCAGAGAAAAAUUAAUACGCAUGGCUCUACUUCUUGGGAGUGAUUAUACUGAAGGUGUAAGUGGGAUUGGCAUCGUUAAUGCUAUUGAGGUUUUGAAUGCAUUCCCUGAGGAAGAUGGCCUCCAGAAAUUCCGGAAAUGGGUUGAGUCACCAGAUCCCACCAUCCUUGGAAGGUUGGAUGCAAAAAGUGGAUCAAAUUCCAGAAAGAAAGGAUCAAAAGUUGAAGAAAAGAUAAAUUCCUUAAAUUGUGAUGCUAAAGAGUCUCCAUCAGAGCAGAACCUCCCCCAUGCCCUGGAGCAAAAUAAGUUGCCAGAUUACAUUCAAGAAUCAAAGCAAACUUUCUUCAAUAAGCAUAGAAAUGUUAGCAAGAAUUGGCACAUCCCUUCUUCUUUUCCAAGUGAAACAGUUAUAUCUGCUUAUUGUUCUCCACAUGUUGAUAAAUCAACCGAGCCUUUCACAUGGGGGAAGCCAGAUCACCUUGUUCUUCGGAAAUUGUGCUGGGAGAAAUUUGGCUGGAUUGGCCAGAAAGCAGACGAAUUGCUAUUACCUGUGUUAAAGGAGUAUAAUAAACGUGAGACUCAAUUGCGGUUGGAAGCAUUUUACAGUUUUAAUGAGAGAUUUGCGAAAAUCCGUAGCAAAAGAAUUAAGAAGGCAGUAAAAGGAAUAACUGGUAAGCUGCCUUCAGAUAUGAUAGAUGAUUCUGCAGAGGUGUUGUCCAAGAGUAGGAAGAUUGGGAGAGAACCCGAGGAUAGCACAUUAGAGAUUUCAGGGGGAACAGAUAAACGUCUUGAACGUCAAAGGAAAUCAAAAAUAAAACAGUCAACGAAAAGGAAGAAUGAUACUGUUGCCAAGGAACAGUCAAAGAAAAAGAAAGACAAUAAUGAUCCGUCUUCAGCACCUGGUACAUCAGAGAUGGAGAAUUUACAGCCAAGUAUGCAGACAGAAGAACGGUGUGAUGGUAAGGCAUUAAUUCAGAAUACAAGUGGCCGAGGAAGACAUAGAGGUAUGGGAAUAAAAAGAGGAAGGGACAAGGAGAAUCUCAGUUCAUCUGCUAGCAGUGACAUUGAUGAUCAGGGACCAAGAGUGCAUGUGGAUAAGUUUCGAGAACACGUGAGAAAGUCAUUGCGAUCUCGGAAACCUGUCAACUAUUCUUUCGAAGAUCCUGAAGAUGAAGAUGCGGAUGAUGCCUUUGAUCAUAGUAAUCAGACUGGUCCAAUUGAAGAAAAUUUAUCUCAUAUUCAUGGUGCAUCUGAAGAUGGUCCAACAGAUUGCAGUGCAAUGAAUUUUCCUUCAAGGGAGAACUCACCAACCGGCCCUUUCAAGUCAGAAGGUCCGUUUUGCGUGCAUGCAGGUGAUAUUAAUCAUCCUAGUACUGGCAAUCAUGAUUCUUCUACUGGAAAUCAUGACUCUUCUGAUGACUACCUUAAAAUGGGAGGUGGAUUCUGUUUAGAUGAUGGUGACACAGUGGAUUCUACUCAAGACUUUUCACACUUUUCUGAUUGUUUGGAUGAAACUAACCGUGAUAAAAAUAGUUCAGAUAUAUUAUUUUCUGGCACUGAAAAGCCUGAAAAUGGGACAGAAGGUGGAGGAGAAUUUAAUGAAUUUGGUAUAAAGCGAAAUGACCUUGUAAAUACUAGUAGUUAUGAUCAUUCUGACGUAGGGAUCUUGAAACCAGAGAAUGUUCAUAACAAUAGUGGAGCCUCUGCUGGAGUUUUCAGUGCUAUGCCUUUUUUGAGGAAAAGAAGGAAGAAGUAAAACUUCUCUAACUUAGUGUGAGACUUAAGCACAUAUUGGUCAACCCUCCAAAUUGUUGACAUUUUAGUUAUUUAUUUUCUUGUUAUUUAAUUGUUAGGAGAAGGGACUCUUGGAAACUUUGGCUUUUCACUCAUGGUGCCUCUUAUGAGGUAUAUAUUUUGCAUAUUCUUUAACUUAAUACCGAAGAGAAUGUAAAUUGUCAUGUGACUAAAAAGUGACAAUCAAAUUUUGAUUGGUUUACUGGCUGCAUUAAAUCCUAAGACGUAUAGCUGUUACUAAUGUAUCUGUUUUGGAUGACCA
This is a messenger RNA of Vigna radiata var. radiata (mung bean), 5389 nucleotides long. Its product is annotated as DNA repair protein UVH3. Lineage: Eukaryota; Viridiplantae; Streptophyta; Magnoliopsida; Fabales; Fabaceae. Gene Ontology annotation, cellular component: nucleus. Gene Ontology annotation, biological process: nucleotide-excision repair. Bases 32 to 5089 code for a protein of 1685 amino acids. The record is from RefSeq and is a predicted model, not a curated record. Gene Ontology annotation, molecular function: single-stranded DNA binding; DNA endonuclease activity. The transcript is spliced from 19 exons.